AUGGAGAUGGUGUGUCUGUACGUGGUGUUGAUCCCCGUGCAGCAUGUCCUUGCUGUGACCUGGCUGUACCUGGCCAAGCAGCCUUCCCUGCGGGCGGUCCUCCGGAACCCCGGGGGCUGCGAGGGUCUGACGGGGCUGGUAGAAGAGCAGGUCCGCAUUUGCCGGCGGCAGGUGGAAGCCAUGGAUGCAGUGAAGCGAGGCACGGAGCUGGCUGUCGAGGAGUGCCAGCACCAGUUUCACUCUCGCCGGUGGAACUGCUCCACCCUGCAAGGGCUGCAGGUCUUCAGCAAGGUCACCAUCCAAGGCACGCGGGAGUCUGCUUUCAUCCAUGCCAUCUCCGCUGCCGGUGUUGCCUUUGCUGUGACUCGUGCCUACAGCUGUGGGGAGCUGGAGAAGUGUGGCUGCGACCGCAAGAUCCAAGGGCUGAGCCCCGAAGGCUUUCAAUGGUCCGGCUGCUCUGAUAACCUGUCUUACGGAAUUGCCUUUUCUCAAGCCUUCGUAGACAACCCCGAGAGGAGCUGCAGCGUCUUCUCCAGCUGAGCGCUGAUGAACCUGCACAACAAUGAGGCUGGGAGGAAGGCUCUCCUGGCCCGCAUGAAGGUGGAGUGCAAGUGCCACAGUGUGUUGGGCUCCUGCGAGGUGUGCAUGUGCUGGAAGGUCAUGCCUCCCUUCCGCAAGGUGGGCAACGUCCUCAAGGAAAAGUUCGAGGGGGCGAUGGAGGUUCACCCCACGUGGGUCGGUUCCCACAAGUUCCUGGUCCCCAAGAGUUCUCACUUCAAGCCCUACACAGCUCAUGACCUGGUCUACUUGUUGGCCAGCCCAGACUUCUGCAACCGGGACCCCCGGCACCGGGUCUUCGGCAUGUCCGGCCGCCAGUGCUGA
Molecule: messenger RNA, 882 nt
Organism: Opisthocomus hoazin
Lineage: Eukaryota; Metazoa; Chordata; Aves; Opisthocomiformes; Opisthocomidae
Source: RefSeq, a predicted model, not a curated record